Messenger RNA from Acomys russatus (golden spiny mouse), 3258 nucleotides. Its product is annotated as AF4/FMR2 family member 1-like. Lineage: Eukaryota; Metazoa; Chordata; Mammalia; Rodentia; Muridae. Gene Ontology annotation, biological process: regulation of gene expression. Gene Ontology annotation, cellular component: nucleus; super elongation complex. The record is from RefSeq and is a predicted model, not a curated record.
AGGCGUUCUCCAAUGACGUGCACUGUGUGGAAGAGAUUCUGAAGGAAAUGACCCACUCAUGGCCCCCUCCUCUGACAGCCAUACACACACCCAGCACAGCCGAGCCGUCCAGAUUCCCUUUCCCAACAAAGGAUCCUCUGCACAGCAACUCUGCAGCCCAAAGCCAAAAACAGUAUGCUGCGCCUUCAAACACCCACCCCAAUCCACAACAGGGAACAUCAAGCAUGCUUGAGGAUGACCUGCAGCUCAGUGACAGUGAAGACAGUGACACGGAACAAGCCGCAGAGAAGCCUCCGUCCCCACCUGCACCUCCAAGUGCUCCACCGACACUUCCCGAACGUGCAUCAGCACAUUCCAGCAGUGCAGAGUCAGAGAGUAGCGAGUCGGACAGCUCCUCGGACUCCGAGAGUGAGAGCAGCUCAAGCGACAGCGAGGAGGAGAACGAGCCUCUAGAGACCUCAGCUCCUGAGCCCGAGCCUCCAACAACGAACAAAUGGCAGCUGGACAACUGGUUGACCAAAGUCAACCAGCCGCCAGCGCCGCUCGCGGGUCGCGGGAACACAGAGUCCCCACGCUGGCGCCAGGAAAGUCAGGGUGGCGGCGAGCGCAGCACUGACCAGCAGCGUCCUGAAUCCAAAGAUCCUCCCGCCAAGAGUUCCAGCAAAGUUCUCCGGGGUCCCUCAGAGGGGCCACAGCCUGAGAGGAGUUGUCAGAAAUCCCCCGCUCAACAGGAUCCCUCACCUCGGCAAACUAUUGGCAGCAAACAACCCAGAAAACCUUCCAAGGCCUCUGGCCAGGCGGAGCCCCAGGCCAGCUUGCAGGUGGAGAGCGAGCCAGGACCCCUUCCCUAUGGCUCAAAGAGCAGACUCCAAGAUAAACCCAAGGUGAAGACGAAAGGCAGGCCCCGCACUGUGGGCGGUAGGGAGCCUAAGCCUCCGGCCCCCGCCGUGCCCACCCCCAGCGAGAAAGAGGAAACACAGGACUUCCCCAGCCCCUCCAAGGCACUCUCAGGCUCCCAGCCCCCAAAGGACAGCACUGGGGACAGGAAACCCGAGCACUUUGCUGCUGUCUCCCUGACCCAGAGCCAGGGUCUACCCAACAGCUGCCGGGGCGGCAGCACUGUCAGGACUAGUGGCUGCCGACAGGCUGUGAUUGUCCAGGAGGAUGGCCCAAAAAGACAGACUCCUGUUGCCUUUGAGAGACACCAACUGCUCUCGCCGCUCAGGGAUGCCCCGCCACCUACAAGCUUGGUGGUGAAGAUCACCCUAGACCUCUCACCGCAUCCCCCAGCCUGUGGGGAAGGGAGCCGGCCCCGGACAGAAGACAAGCAGCUGCCUGCAGGGAGGAAGCAGGACUCGAAGAGGAGCUGCCACAGCUCCAGCAGAGUGACCAAUAAGAGGAAGGGCGAUCCAGAAAAGGACGGCGAUAACAAGAGACUCAGACUGGAGAAGGAACUCAAGCCUCAGACCGCGUCAUCUUCAUCUUCCCACCCGGAACCUUCCAAAACAAAGACACCCAGGCCCUCCUCAGAGUCCUCAAGAAAGGAAAUGCUUCCUCCUCCACCUGUGUCGUCGUCUUCCUCGUCUUCCUCCUCCUCCUCCUCCCAGAAGUCAAGCAAACCUGCACACAAGAGGUUAAAGCCGGAUGCAGACACCGGUAGCCAGGACCCUCCCAAAAGUGCCACCAGCAGCAAGGGCAGCUCAAAGGAAGCUUCUGUUCCCAAGCACAGAAAAGCACAGGCCAGGGGCUCAGAACUCAAAGGAUCUUCUGAAGAUGCUGCAAACCCUUUUCCAGUGCCUUCUUUGCCAAACGGUAACUCUAAACCAGGGAAGCCACAGAUGAAGGCUGACAGACAGCAAGCUGAUAUUCACAUGAAGGAGGCUAAAAAGCUGAAGUGCAAAGCAGAGGCAAUGGCUGACAAGGCUGGAAAGGCCUUCAAGUAUUUGGAAGCUGUCCUGGCUUUCAUUGAGUGUGGGAUGGCCACAGAGUCGGAAAGCUCAGCCAAGUCAGCGUACGCCGUGUACUCAGAAACUGUGGACCUCAUUAAAUUCAUGAUGUCACUAAAAUCCUUCUCAGACGCCACAAUGCCAGCACAAGAGAAGAUAUUUGCAGUUUUAUGCUUGCGCUGCCAGUCCCUCCUGAACAUGGCAAUGUUUCGAUGUAAAAAGGAUUUAGUAAUGAAGUAUUCGCGCUCUCUCAGCGACCACUUCAAGAGUUCUUCCAAAGUGGCGCAGGCACCUUCUCCAUGCACGGCAAGAAGCACAGGCGUUCCGUCUCCCCUCUCCCCGAUGCCUUCUCCUGCCAGCUCCAUAGGGUCCCAAUCAAGCGCUGGCAGUAUGGGGAACAGUGGGGUGACUGCCACCAUCAGUACCCCAGUCGCCAUCCAGAACAUGACCUCCUCCUAUGUCAACAUCACAUCCCAUGUCCUCAAAGCCUUUGACCUCUGGGAACAGGCAGAGGCUCUUUCAAGGAAAAAUAAAGAAUUCUUUGCUCAGCUCAGCACAAAAGUGCGUAUCUUGGCCCUCAACAGCAGCCUGGUGGACCUGGUGCACUACACAAGGCAGGGUCUGCAGCGGCUGAAACAAGCUCCCAAAGCUCCCUAGCGCAGGCCAGGCUUGCUCCAUGCCUUGGAAUGUAUUUGCACAAUUGGAAGCCUUGAUCAGUGUAGACAGUUGUCCGAUCGGGAUGUCAGAUGCAGAAGAAAAGCACAUAAGAUGGCCAGGAUGCUUGUCACUUCACCUCACAAGCUGCGUGGUCAUCGGUCGGACGCUGGUCAGCAGAGCGGAUGGUGGGAGAUGGUGUUGCCUUUCCUAAUGGAAGGACAGAAGGGCAGUGGAGCCUAACUGGCGGCACAUGAAUGGUCUAGAAACAUUUCUGAUUUCUGUUUGUUUGAACGACAGGAUACAAGUUGCAAGUGAGAGGAAGAGAACCUUCCUUCCAUUCAAGUCUGACGGCAAACUCUUGUCAUCUCAGUGGUCACACUAGCUCACGUCCAGAAGGAUUUUUUUUUUUUUUUGAAUAAUAAUUUUUGGUGAAGGGUUUCAUAGUUUUUGUUUUUUCAAGUUUUAAAGGAAACUUCUAAUGGCAAUUUAUAAAACAGAAGUGAAGGCCCCCACUGCACCUCUCUCCCUGCAUGAACAGGGGCUCUGAGGACACCGAGUAUUAGCAUCUAAAAAAGUGAAGGUGACGCCCCAUCCCACGGUGCCUGGAGUCGUGCACACUGUCCAACUCUGGUCUCUGGCUAUCCUGAGAAGCAUC